Gracilinanus agilis (Agile Gracile Mouse Opossum) is the source of this 3358-nucleotide messenger RNA. RefSeq names its product ubiquitin specific peptidase 37 (gene USP37). The record is from RefSeq and is a predicted model, not a curated record. Gene Ontology annotation, biological process: protein K48-linked deubiquitination; Ras protein signal transduction; endosome organization. Lineage: Eukaryota; Metazoa; Chordata; Mammalia; Didelphimorphia; Didelphidae. Bases 87 to 3050 code for a protein of 987 amino acids. Gene Ontology annotation, cellular component: midbody; dendritic spine; cytosol. The transcript has 24 exons. Gene Ontology annotation, molecular function: cysteine-type deubiquitinase activity.
UGGAAACACUAUUUCUUUUUGAACCUUUCAGGUGAAGGUGUGAUUUACUUUUUAAUUUGGGUAGAAGCAAUUUAUUUUUAAAAAAUAUGACUCCUUUGAAGAUACAUGGUCCUAUCCGAGUACGGAGCAUUCAGACGGGGAUUACAAAGUGGAAAGAAGGAUCCUUUGAAAUUGUGGAAAAGGAAAAUAAAGUCAGCCUAGUGGUUCACUAUAAUGCUGGAGGAAUUCCGAGGACAUUUCAGCUAAGUCACAAUAUAAAGAAUGUGGUUCUUCGACCCAAUGGAGCAAAACAAAGUCGCCUGAUUCUUACACUGCAGGAUAAUAGCUAUUUGUCUAUUGACAAAGUACCUUGUAAGGAUGCAGAUGAAAUGAGGCUGUUCCUGGAUGCAGUUCAUCAAAAUAGACUCCAUACAGCCAUGAAACCUUCCCAGGGGUCUGGUAGCUUUGGCGGAGUUCUCGGGAGCAGGACUACACAGAAGGAAGCCAACAGGCAGUUCUCUUACAUAGAAAAUCAGACUUCUUCAAAAAAAGCAAGUUUGGAAUCCAAAGAUGAUACUACAUAUCGAAAAGUUCUUGGUACUCCAGGCAGAGGAUCCACAAAGACUCCAACAGGAAGUGUAAUGACUGGAUCUCGAGUAAAUACCUCUCUGACUUCUACUUCAUCAACACCUCUAAGAACAGGAUUAUUAGAAAAUCGGAAUGAAAAGAGAAAAAGAAUGCUAUCAACUGGGUCAGAGAUGAAUGAAGAUUACCCCAAGGAAAAUGAUUCAUCAUCGAACAAUAAAGCUAUGACAGAUCCUUCAAGGAAGUAUUUAAACAGCAGUAGAGAAAAACAGCUAAGCUUGAAACAGGCAGAGGAGAAUAGAACAUCAGGACUUUUGCCACUACAAUCAUCAUCUUUUUAUGGAAGUAGAACAGUCUCAAAAGAUUAUUCUACUGGAAAUUCAAACCUAGACAGGACUAGUGUUUCAAGCCAGACUCCUUCUGCCAAAAGGAGUUUGGGGUUUCUUUCUCAGCCAGCCCCUCUCUCAGUAAAAAAACUAAGGUCUAACCAGGAUUAUACUGGAUGGAAUAAACCAAGAGUGCCCCUUUCUACUCAUUCACAGCAACAAUUACAAGGAUUUUCAAACUUGGGAAAUACUUGCUAUAUGAAUGCCAUUUUACAGUCCCUGUUUUCACUUCAGUCAUUUGCUAAUGAUUUGCUUAAGCAAGGUAUCCCAUGGAAAAAGGUACCACUUAAUGCACUUAUCAGACGUUUUGCCCACCUUCUUGCUAAAAAAGAUGUCUGUAAUUCUGAAACUAAGAAAGAUUUGCUCAAGAAGGUAAAAAAUGCCAUUUCAGCUACUGCAGAGAGAUUCUCUGGCUAUAUGCAAAAUGAUGCACAUGAAUUUUUAAGUCAGUGUUUGGAUCAGCUAAAGGAAGACAUGGAAAAGUUAAAUAAAACUUGGAAGACUGAGCCUAUAUCUGGGGAAGAAAAUUCUCCAGGACGAACUUCAGAUGAUAUUGCAGCUACUAGGAUAUAUACAUGUCCUGUUGUUACUAAUUUAGAAUUUGAGGUCCAGCAUUCUAUCAUAUGUAAAGUAUGUGGUGAAACUGUUCACAAACGUGAACAGUUCAAUGACCUUUCCAUUGACCUGCCCAGAAGAAAGAAACCACUACCUCCUCGGUCAAUCCAAGAUUCUCUUGAUCUUUUCUUUAGGGCAGAAGAGCUUGAAUAUUCCUGUGAGAAGUGUGGUGGGAAGUCUGCUAUUGUCACACAUAAAUUCAAUAGACUCCCCAGGGUCCUUAUUCUUCAUCUGAAACGAUAUAGCUUCAAUGUGGCCCUUUCACUCAACAACAAGGUUGGACAGCAAGUGGUUAUUCCAAGAUAUUUAACUUUAUCCUCCCAUUGCACUGAAAACACAAAACCUCCUCUUUCCCUUGGUUGGAGUGCACAUACAGCAAUUUCUCGGCCAUUGAAAGCAUCUCAAAUGGUGAAUUCCUGCACCAUCAGCACUUCUACACCUUCAAGGAAAUACACAUUCAAAUCCAAGAGCUCUACAGGAUUCUCCAUUGAUUCAGACAGUGAGGAUGAGCUCCUAAAACGCUCUGUGGUCCUAAACCAGAGACUUUUUGAAAUGCCUAGCAGGGAGCAACAGGAAGACCUAGAAAAGGUGUCAAAAAAAUGUAAAAUGGAGUCAGAUAAAUCAGAUUUGGGAAACUCAGGAUUUGAUGGAAUGAGUGAAGAUGAACUUCUGGCAGCUGUCUUGGAGAUAAGUAAGAGGGAAGCCUCACUGUCUUUGACUCAUGAAGAUGAUGAUAAACCUACCAGCAGUCCAGAUACAGGGUUUGCAGAGGAUGAUAUUCAAGAUAUGCCUGAAAAUCUGGAAUCUAUGGAGGCAGAAAAAUCAAAAGCCCCCAUAGAAGCUGGUCCUGCCAGCUUCACUGAGAUUACUAAAGAUUUUGAUGAGAAUAAAGAAAACAAAACUCCGGAAGGGUCUCAGGGGGAGGUUGACUGGCUCCAACAGUAUGAUAUGGAGCGAGAGCGGGAGGAGGAAGAACUCCAGCAGGCCCUGGCUCAGAGCCUCCAGGAGCAAGAGGCCCGAGAACAGAAAGAAGAUGAUGACCUCAAAAGAGCCACAGAGUUAAGCCUUCAAGAAUUUAACAGUUCCUUUCUGGAUGGAAUGGGCUCUGAUGACGACUCUGGGAAUGAAGAUGUUUUCGAUAUGGAAUACACAGAAGCUGAAGCAGAGGAGUUGAAGAGAAAUGCUGAGACAGGAAAUCUUCCUCAUUCCUAUAGACUCAUCAGUGUUGUCAGCCAUAUUGGAAGCACAUCUUCUUCAGGUCAUUACAUUAGUGAUGUGUACGACAUUAAGAAGCAGGCCUGGUUCACUUACAAUGAUUUGGAGGUAUCUAAAAUCCAAGAGGCCUCUGUUCAAAGUGAUCGAGACCGGAGUGGUUACAUCUUCUUUUAUAUGCACAAAGAUAUCUUUGAUGAGCUGCUGGAAACAGAAAAGGCCUCCCAGCUGCUUAGCCUGGAGGCUGGGCGGACCACCCGGCCAGCACUGUGAGGAGCCCACUCCUGGGGAGGCGGGCAUCUGUGUGUGCACAUGCACGGCUGUCUCUCAUUUUCAUGUUCUUUCCACCUGAGGAGAAUUCUGAACUUAGAACUGACACAGGAGUGACAAACAGCUCAGGGCCAAACCAAAACAUAGAAAGCUUCAAACCAGGGAAGUUCUCCAUGCAUGGAAAUCCUUGAACCUCACACCUGUAGCUGAUCAGCCUGCUCUCCAAGAGCAGAGUGGAGCUUUCUGUUGUUCCAGGAACCUAGACACACACACACCUACACACACACACCUACACACACGCUCACGCUCAC